AUGAAGUUUCUGCCAUUGCCCGAAUUCGAAGACGUGACGAGUUCUCUCAAUUUCGACACUGCCGAUUGCCACAUUGUCGGAGGAUGCGAUCUGUACACCACAAAGGCUGCUCGAGCCGAUCGGAAACUGUACAAGAACAUUGAGCAGUCGCUUGAGUCCCAAUAUGAAUCGGUUCUCCGCCUGUCAGCUUCGCUGUCACCUCCCAACGCAUCGGACGCGGCUGCCUCGCUCAAUCUAUCUCGGUCGAGUCCGUUCGGUCCCCUGAGCGACCAUUCCAGUCGACGAACAUUUGCCUAUUUGAUCGCGACAUUAAAUGCCAGUCAUCCGGAUUAUGACUUCUCCCAUGUGCUGCGCCCAUCGGACUUCCAUCGUGAACGGAAUCUGAAGCGAGUUAUGAACACGAUCGAUUCGACACUGUUCAACCUUCGGCCACGUGAGGCAAUCGAUCUGACACCUCCAUCUCCCGUGACGAUCUCGGGUUCCUACAAUGCGGGCGCGUCUUCUACGUGGGGGCCGAGAAUGUGGAGAGUUAUCGAUGAACAUAUGUCUCUCAAGGAGUGCUCCCUCUAUUCGUUUUCGCCGGAUGAGGAUCCGUCGGAUGCGGACGAUGGAGCAAUUUGGAGUCUUCAUUACUUCUUUUUUAACCGACUACGGAAACGCGUCUGUUAUCUGUAUCUACGAGCGAUCCCUAUUCUCAGCCACACGCCCAGCGAGGGACUUGCCACGCCGACGACGAAGAGAACGUAUGACGACGGAUACCUGACACCGGAACUUGCCUCGAGCAAGCGGGCUCGCUACUGGCUGGGUGAGGGCGUUGAACUCGAGAGCGAAAGCGACGAGGAAGCCAGUGGGUCGAAGCCCACGCGUCCAGUCGUGGACGAAUACGACCACUACCUGCUCAGCGAUGAGGAGUUCCGGUCCCGAUCGGGCAGCAAGGGCACCGUUCGGGCCAUGAGCGAGGAAAUCGCUGACUCGAUGGAGGUCUAA
Aspergillus niger is the source of this 987-nucleotide messenger RNA. RefSeq lists its product as uncharacterized. Gene Ontology annotation, molecular function: RNA polymerase III core binding. The record is from RefSeq and is a predicted model, not a curated record. Gene Ontology annotation, cellular component: nucleus. Gene Ontology annotation, biological process: negative regulation of transcription by RNA polymerase III. Bases 1 to 987 code for a protein of 328 amino acids. Lineage: Eukaryota; Fungi; Ascomycota; Eurotiomycetes; Eurotiales; Aspergillaceae. The transcript has 2 exons.